UGCGCCCCUGCCAGCUAUAAUAUAGUGCGAAAGGCAGCCUGUCUCACAAGCUCUCCAGCCUUGCUACCAUUUAAAAUCAGGCUCUUUUUGUCUUUUAAUUGCCGUCUCGAGACCCAACUCCGAUGUGUUCCGUUACCAGCGACCCGCAGCCUGCCAUCGCAGCCCCUGUCUGGGUGGGGAUCGGAGACAAGUCUCCUGCAGCAGCAGCAGGCAAGGUUAUAUAGGAAGAGAAAGAGCCAGGCAGCGCCAGAGGGAACGAACGAGCCGAGCGAGGAAGGGAGAGCCGAGCGCAAGGAGGAGCGCACACGCACACACCCGCGCGUACCAGCUCGCGCACAGACCGGCGCGGGGACGGCUCGCAAGUCCUCAGGCUCCGCGAACGAGAUGCUGCUGCUGCUGGCCAGAUGUUUUCUGGUGGCCCUUGCUUCCUCGCUGCUGGUGUGCCCCGGACUGGCCUGUGGGCCCGGCAGGGGGUUUGGAAAGAGGCGGCACCCCAAAAAGCUGACCCCUUUAGCCUACAAGCAGUUUAUCCCCAACGUAGCCGAGAAGACCCUAGGGGCCAGCGGCCGAUAUGAAGGGAAGAUCACAAGAAACUCCGAACGAUUUAAGGAACUCACCCCCAAUUACAACCCCGACAUCAUAUUUAAGGAUGAGGAAAACACUGGAGCAGACCGGCUGAUGACUCAGAGGUGCAAAGACAAGUUAAAUGCCUUGGCCAUCUCCGUGAUGAACCAGUGGCCUGGAGUGAAGCUUCGAGUGACUGAGGGCUGGGAUGAGGACGGCCAUCAUUCAGAGGAGUCUCUACACUAUGAGGGUCGAGCAGUGGACAUCACCACGUCUGACAGGGACCGCAGCAAGUAUGGUAUGCUGGCUCGCCUGGCUGUGGAGGCAGGCUUCGACUGGGUCUACUAUGAAUCCAAAGCUCACAUCCACUGCUCUGUGAAAGCAGAGAACUCCGUGGCGGCCAAAUCUGGCGGCUGCUUCCCGGGAUCAGCCACAGUGCACCUGGAGCAGGGUGGCACCAAGUUAGUGAAGGAUCUAAGUCCCGGGGACCGCGUGCUGGCGGCUGACGACCAGGGCCGGCUGCUGUACAGCGACUUCCUCACCUUCCUGGACCGCGACGAAGGUGCCAAGAAGGUCUUCUACGUGAUCGAGACGCGGGAGCCGCGGGAGCGUCUGCUGCUCACCGCCGCGCACCUGCUCUUCGUGGCGCCGCACAACGACUCUGGGCCCACUCCGGGACCGAGCGCACUCUUCGCCAGCCGCGUGCGUCCCGGGCAGCGCGUGUACGUGGUGGCUGAACGCGGCGGGGACCGCCGGCUGCUGCCGGCCGCGGUGCACAGCGUGACGCUGCGAGAGGAGGCGGCGGGUGCGUACGCGCCGCUCACGGCGCAGGGCACCAUUCUCAUCAACCGGGUGCUCGCCUCGUGCUACGCAGUCAUCGAGGAGCACAGCUGGGCACACCGGGCCUUCGCGCCCUUCCGCCUGGCGCACGCGCUGCUGGCCGCGCUGGCACCGGCCCGCACGGACGGCGGGGGCGGGGGCAGCAUCCCUGCACCGCAAUCUGUAGCGGAAGCGAGGGGCGCAGGGCCGGCUGCGGGCAUCCACUGGUACUCGCAGCUGCUGUACCACAUUGGCACCUGGCUGUUGGACAGCGAGACCCUGCAUCCCUUGGGAAUGGCAGUCAAGUCCAGCUGAAGUCCGACGGGACCGGGCAGGGGGCGUGGGGGCGGGCGGGGCGGGAAGCGACUGCGAGAUAAGCAACCGGGAAAGCGCACGGAAGGAGACUUUUAAUUAUAAGAAUAAUUAAUAAUAAUAAUAAUAACAAUAAAAAGUAGGACAGUCCAAAGUAGACUAUAAGGAAGCAAAGACCCCGGGGAGUUCUGUUGUUGUGUUUAGUUUAAAUAUUUUUUUUGAAUUUUUUCGUUAUUGUCUUGUUUGGGUUAUUUUUCUCCUCCCCUGGCUAUUUAUUUGUUUCGUAUGAAUAGAUGUUUUAAAUAAUAUGAACGGACCUUCAAGAGCCUUAACUAGUUUGUGUCUUGGAUAAUUUAUUAUCGUGUGAACUGUACUCACAGUGGGGGAAAGAUUAUUUUGUGAGGCCAAGCAACCUGCUGAAAGUCUAUUUUUCUACAUGUCCCUUGUCCUGCGUGUCAGAAGGCAAAACUCCACAUUCCUCGCCUGCUCUGCUCCUGCUUUUCCGCAAGUGUAAACUAGAACCUGCUCCAUGGGGGUCCACAAAUUAUAUUUUUAUACACAGAAUUGUAAAUUAGAUUUUUGAGAGAUCAAUACUUAACUGAAUGACAUUUCAUUUUUUGAAAUAGUGUAAAAUAUGAAAAUAUAUUAUUUUAAUUUAACUAUUUUCCAAUGUAACAGCCGUCUUCUGUACUGCCUUCUAGGUAUGUAUUUGCUUUGUAACCGCCACUUUGGUCAUGUUCUUGGAAACUAAGACUGUUAACGCACACAUACACACUUUUUUUUCUUUUGACAGACUGGAAGAACUCUGUUAUUUUUAACUUCAAAGAAUUUAUUAGAAAAUAAUAUUUUUUAAAAGUGCACAUAGCGGCGAGCCCACGAGGAUGGAGCCUGUAGUUUGUACAGAGAAAAACAAGGAUGUUUUUGCAUUAAUAAACUGAGAAACAACUGCUGUACAUUUACUAAAAUGUAUUUUUGAAUAUUUUGUAAUAGUUUUAUAGAAAUAAAGCGUGCCACGCACCCAGUGGUUA
Rattus rattus (black rat) is the source of this 2723-nucleotide messenger RNA. It is a transcript of the gene Shh, whose product is annotated as sonic hedgehog signaling molecule. Gene Ontology annotation, molecular function: patched binding; calcium ion binding. Gene Ontology annotation, biological process: regulation of gene expression; cell fate specification; cell-cell signaling. The transcript has 3 exons. Lineage: Eukaryota; Metazoa; Chordata; Mammalia; Rodentia; Muridae. The record is from RefSeq and is a predicted model, not a curated record. The coding region runs from base 385 to 1698 and encodes 437 amino acids.